CCGGCGCCAAGCCCGGAUGCCGACGCCAUACUCGCCGUCGCAACUUACAGCCGCGCCGACUUCGAGCUGCCCGUCGUCUCGGUGUAUCCCAGCCAGCACGAUGCCGUGCGUUCGUCCGUCUUCCAGACCUUUGGCCGGGCUCAGGCGCAGGCGCAGCAGGCCCAGGUCCCAGACGUCGGCCGGCUCAGAUGUCUCCCCUUCGAGAUCGUGUCGCUGAUCUGCCUCUCCCUCGACGUCUCCACGGCGUUCCGGUUCAGCCACGUCAGCUGCACCGCGCGCGAGGUCCUGGCGUCCAUCCGGGAGUUCCGCCAGCUGCGCGCCCACGCGCUCGAGUGUCUCUGCGUGCUUUUGCGUUCCGGUCUCGCGGCCCACAUCGGCGUCUCGGCGCUCUACGCAGCGCUCACGACCCAGAACUGCUCCCUGUGCGGCUCGUUCGGCGGCUUCUUCUUCAUGCCGACCGCUACGCGCUGCUGCCUCGCGUGCGUCGCGUCGGCGCCCACGAUGCGGGUCGGCUACCUGACGCGGCUGGCCGACGCGGUGGGCGUGCCGGCCGGCGAGCUCGAGGGCCAGCUGCCGGUGCUGCGCACGCUGCCGGCCAGCCGGCGGUCGGUCGUGACGGUGCGGCACGCGCUCGGGUCGCUGCGCGAGAAGGGCGUGGGCGCCGGCGAGGCCCAGGCCGCCGCCAGCCGCUGGCCCGACUCGCUGACGCUGCGCUUCCAGGCGGCGACGAGCCUGCCCUGGGUCGACCGCGUGACGGGCGCGGCCGAGGCCGGCGUCUCCUGCAAGGGGUGCCAGCUGGCCUUCGAGUCGGACUACUCCGACGACCACCUGGAGCGCCGCGACCGCUUUUACUCGAGGAGCGGCUUUGUGAAGUACUUUGCGGAGUGCGGGCCGGCCGCGAAGCUGUGGGUCUCGAGUCGGGAGGGCACAGCUCCCGUUGAGGAGCCGCGGUGGGUGGGGCUCGGCCGGAUGUCCACGGCGCCGUGCGUCUCCGUAACCCGCGCCAUCGACGGCACAAAACCAACCGACACGGCGGCAGCUGCGCGAAACAUGAUGCGCUUGCCGGCGCCGGCGCCUUCGCCCGUGCUGGCGCAGCACGCCUGGCCCGUGUGGCUGUUCGGCGGCGACGACGACGGCAACCCGGAAGACGAGCUCCAGAACUGGUCGAGCUUGAUCGGCAUCGUCACGGCCAUCUGCGGCAACACGCUGAUCGCGCUGGCCCUCAAUGUCCAGCGCUACGCCCACCUCCGGCUGCACCGGAAGAGGAUGCAGAUACGCGAGCGGGUGAGGCAGGCUAUGAAGAAUGCCGCGUCGGCGCAGGGCCAUGGAGCGGGGAGGUACGGCGCCGCGACCGCGUCGAACCGGGAUUCCAUCGGGAGUUUGAAUGGGCCGCCGAACGGCAGCAUUACUGGCCGAUACAGCGACGAGGACAUCCGCGACUCGUCCGAAACGGAACCUCUAGCCCAGUCCCUGCUGUCAGACUACCCCAGCGACGACGACACUAGCGACGACCCUGGGACCAAGGCCAAGGCCACCUCGACCUACCUGAAGGACCCCUACUGGUGGCUGGGCCAGGUGCUGAUUACCAUCGGUGAGAUGGGCAACUUCCUGGCCUACGGCUUCGCCCCGGCCUCCAUCGUUAGCCCGCUCGGCGUGGUUGCGCUGAUCGCCAACUGCGUCAUCGCCCCCAUCGUCUUCAAGGAGGUGUUCCGCCAGCGGGACUUCUGGGGCGUCAUCAUCGCCAUUACCGGCGCCGUGACCGUCGUGCUGAGCGCGAACACGGAGGAGACCAAGCUGGGGCCCCACGAGGUCUGGGGCGCCAUCACCACCAUGGAGUUCGAGAUCUACGUGGGCGUCACCUGCGCGCUGAUUGUGCUCCUCAUGUGGCUCAGCCCGCGGUAUGGGAACCGGACCAUCCUGAUCGACCUCGGCCUGGUCGGCUUGUUCGGUGCUUACACGGUCCUUUCGACCAAGGGCGUCUCCUCGAUGCUCUCGUCGACGCUGUUCGGCGCCUUCGCCACUCCCGUCACCUAUGCCCUGGUGUUCAUCCUGCUCUCGACGGCCAUCCUGCAGGUCCGCUACGUCAACAAGGCGCUGCAGCGCUUCGACUCUACCCAGGUCAUCCCCAUCCAGUUCGUCCUCUUUACGCUGUCUGUAAUUAUCGGCAGCGCGGUCCUCUACCGCGACUUCGAGCGCACUACCGCCGAGCAGGCCGUCAAGUUUGUCGGCGGCUGUCUGUUUACCUUCUUUGGCGUCUUCCUCAUCACCAGUGGCCGGCCGCGGCAGGACGACGACGACGAGGUUACGCUGUCGGAUGCCGACGGCGUCGAGGAGACCAUCGGUCUUGCAGAGCAGGACCCCGCCUCGUCACCCGCAACGCCCCGUCAGCCGCGCCGGUCGAGAGGCUCAUCCCAAGCCUCGCGUGUCAGUUUCGGAGACGCACUCAACAGACCGCUGGCAACUGUGUCCGGAGACGGGUUCCCCACCUCGCGCGUUCCGCCAAAGACAGCAGCCGAGACACCGCUGCUUAUCGUCCAGGCCGAAGGGGACGACAAUAACGAGGGCUCCUCCCUCCUCGAAAACCCCUGGAACGAC
This is a messenger RNA of Thermothielavioides terrestris NRRL 8126, 2595 nucleotides long. RefSeq lists its product as uncharacterized. The transcript has 4 exons. NCBI's taxonomy places the organism in Eukaryota, Fungi, Ascomycota, Sordariomycetes, Sordariales, Chaetomiaceae. Gene Ontology annotation, biological process: magnesium ion transport. The annotation marks the transcript as partial. Gene Ontology annotation, molecular function: magnesium ion transmembrane transporter activity. Gene Ontology annotation, cellular component: membrane. The record is from RefSeq and is a predicted model, not a curated record.